Messenger RNA from Colletotrichum graminicola M1.001, 957 nucleotides. RefSeq lists its product as uncharacterized. Gene Ontology annotation, cellular component: mitochondrial inner membrane. Lineage: Eukaryota; Fungi; Ascomycota; Sordariomycetes; Glomerellales; Glomerellaceae. The coding region runs from base 1 to 957 and encodes 318 amino acids. The transcript is spliced from 2 exons. The record is from RefSeq and is a predicted model, not a curated record. Gene Ontology annotation, molecular function: phosphate transmembrane transporter activity. Gene Ontology annotation, biological process: mitochondrial phosphate ion transmembrane transport.
AUGGCCGCAGUCAAACCAACACAGUCGGAGCUGCCGACUUUCUCGCCCAUUGACUAUGCAAAGUUCUUUGGAGCAGGCGCCCUCGCGGCGACCUCGACCCAUGGUGCCGCGACGCCCAUCGACGUCGUCAAGACGCGCAUCCAGGUCGACGAUGCCAUGAAGGGCCUUAACAUGGUCAAGGCCGGCCGCACCAUCGUCGCCAAGGAGGGCGCGUCAGCGCUGCUGACCGGCUUCGGCCCCACCGCCGUCGGCUACCUCGUCCAGGGCGGCGGCAAGUUCGCCGGCUACGAGUUCUUCAAGAAGCAGUUCAUCACCGUAGCCGGCGGGCCCGAGCGCGCCGUCGACAGGCGCACCGCCAUCUACCUCGGCGCCAGCGCCACCGCCGAGUUCUUCGCUGACAUCCUGCUGUGCCCCCUCGAGGCCACCCGCAUCCGCCUCGUCUCCCAGCGCGGCUACGCCUCCGGCCUCGCCCCCGGCUUCGCCCGCCUCGCCCGCGAGGAGGGGAUCAAGGGCUUUUACUCGGGCUUCGUGCCCCUGCUGUUCAAGCAGGUCCCCUACGCCGUCGGACAGUUCUCCGUCCACGAGGCCGCCGUCGAGUUCAUCUACCGCACCAUGGGCCCCGAGCGCAAGGCCGCCAUGACCCAGCUGCAGUCCACCGGCGUCGAGCUCGCCUCGGGUAUCGUCGCAGGCGUCGCUGCCGCCGUGCUCUCUCACCCGGCCGACACCCUGCUGUCCGCCAUUAAUAAGGGCGCCGGCGACCCGAAGCAGGGAGCCACGAGCCGCAUGAUCCAGCUCGCCAGGGAGUUCGGCCCCAAGCGUCUGCUGCUGACCGGCUUGGGUCCCCGUAUCGUCAUGACCUGCGGCCUGGUCGCUGGCCAGUUCGUCAUUUACGCGCAGUGCAAGACCCUGGUCGGCGCGCCGGCCGGUAUCGAGAUUCACAAGGAGGAGUCGUUGUAA